AGGAUCUUUGUUACGCAUUCUGAAGAACACAUAACGUUGUCACAAGUUCAUAAUUGUGUUGCCAAAAAUUUGAUACCAGCUGUAGAGUAGAUGGCUCAGCUUCCUCUUGGAAUUCGCUUCAUCACUUCAUUUUCACGAGAUCAGUGGUAUAGAGCCUUCAUUUUCUCUCUCACUUUUUUGUUGUAUGCCAGCUUCCAUUUAUCAAGGAAACCUAUUAGUAUAGUUAAGGGAGAGCUGCAUAAGCAUUGUGCUGCUUCACAUGAAGUUGAACUCAACACAUACAAAGAAUAUGCUGCCCAGAUUCAGCCUGUCAAAAAGCCAUCUAAUGUAUCUCAGUGUGGUUGGGAGCCGUUUGAUAAGAACAACUACAAACAGUUACUGGGAGCACUGGAUUAUUCGUUUCUGUGUGCAUAUGCAAUUGGAAUGUAUUUAAGUGGAAUAAUAGGAGAACGGCUACCUAUCCGGUACUAUCUGACAGUCGGGAUGCUUGCUAGUGGAUUCUUCACUGCAAUGUUUGGAUUGGGUUAUUUCUAUAAUAUACAUAAUCUGUGGUUUUACAUAAUGGCACAGAUAGCUAAUGGGUUGGUGCAAACUACUGGCUGGCCGAGUGUCGUUACAUGUAUUGGCAACUGGUUUGGAAAAGGAAGGAGAGGUUUGAUCAUGGGAAUCUGGAAUUCACACACUUCAGUGGGAAAUAUCUUGGGAUCCUUAAUUGCUGCUUAUUGGGUGUCUACGUGCUGGGGUCUCUCCUUCGUGAUGCCUGGCGUCAUCAUUGCUGUGAUGGGGAUUGUUUGUUUCCUGUUUCUUAUUGAACAUCCGAAAGAUGUAAGUUGCUCCUGGACACCAUCCAGUAGUUCCAAAACCUUCCUGAAUGGUGCAUCUCGAUUCGGAGUCCAGAUGCCAACCUUAAAUGCGAAGGAAACCAGCAAAUCUCAGGAUCCAGAGAUGCAGCAUUUACUUAUUGACUGUGAAAAUUGCAGUGUGACAUUGAACUCCAGCUCUGUGGUCACCGGGGAAGGUAGACAUGGGACAUCGGCUAUCAGCUUCCUUGGGGCCUUGCGAAUACCUGGAGUCAUAGAGUUCUCCCUUUGUCUUCUGUUUGCAAAGCUGGUGAGCUAUACCUUCCUCUUCUGGCUUCCCCUCUAUAUCACAAAUGUAGAACAUCUUGAUGCCAAAAGAGCUGGGGACCUUUCUACACUGUUUGAUGUGGGUGGAAUCUUUGGUGGAAUUUUGGCAGGCCUUAUUUCAGACAGGCUGGAGAAAAGAGCAUCAACCUGCGGAAUGAUGUUAUUGCUCGCGGCACCCACAUUGUACAUGUUCUCUGCUAUCAGUAAAAUGGGCCUUGAGGCUACUGUAGUGAUGCUGCUUAUCAGUGGUGCCCUGGUGAAUGGCCCUUAUGCACUGAUCACCACUGCUGUCUCUGCUGACUUGGGUACCCAUAAAAGCCUGAAAGGGAAUGCAAGAGCCUUGUCCACAGUGACGGCAAUCAUCGAUGGAACAGGAUCUGUAGGUGCGGCUGUGGGGCCUCUCUUAGCUGGUCUUAUUUCCCCAUCUGGUUGGAACAACGUGUUUUACAUGCUCAUGGUGGCAGAUGCAUGUGCCUUGCUAUUCUUACUGCGUCUUAUUCAGAAGGAACUUCGGUGUAAUGCAGAUCAUACCCUGUUUAAAGAACACUGAGCUACGAGACCGGAUUUGGAAUAAGGACUGUGCCAGUGAUCAGAGCUCUUCCCUGAAAAACAAACUUCAUGGAAUGCAUUAUUCUAUGUUUAAGAGAUUCUGUUUGGUGAAGAACUUUGCACGUUUACUGGAAACAAUGUGAGAAAUACAACUGGUAAAUCCCUGAAGCUCUUAUUUUUGCACAUGAAUAAGUACCUCAGGAUGGCAGCUAUUCAUCAGAUGAAGAAACUGGAACUUUGGGAAGGUUUUUUGCAACGCGUCUCAACUGAGCCAAAGAGAAAUACCAAGUGCCUUUUUAUUUCUUUUGAUAGGAUGUUUUUAAUUAAAAUGCUGAACUCUGUAUUUUCCAAAAACAAGUCAGAACUAGAGCAGAAGGAAGUUGAAAUCAUAACAGUCUAGCAGUGAAAUGUCCCAGUGUCAGUGAGCAAAGCAUGUAUCCCUUAUGUCAUCUUGCGCACAUCGAGGGCAUCACUUUAUAGCGACAAUACCAGCUGAUUAUUAAGAUGCACUGCUAUUAGUAUUUUGAAGCUGCUCAGACAAUAAUAACCUCACCAUAUUAUUAGGUUUUAGCUACUUGUAAUCCCAAGGACAACAUCCAGCCUUUUGGUAGGUAAUGAAAUGGAAUUUACUGUUGCAGUGUACCACGGUUAGCAGUCUUCUCGGACUCUCUGGAUGGAUGUUAGCCCUUAAUUAGGAUUGUGCAAAAAAGAGUCCUAAGCAACAAAAAGUGGAUUAUG
Messenger RNA from Egretta garzetta (little egret), 2414 nucleotides. It is a transcript of the gene SLC37A1, whose product is annotated as solute carrier family 37 member 1. Lineage: Eukaryota; Metazoa; Chordata; Aves; Pelecaniformes; Ardeidae. Gene Ontology annotation, cellular component: endoplasmic reticulum membrane. Gene Ontology annotation, biological process: phosphate ion transmembrane transport; glucose-6-phosphate transport. The coding region runs from base 91 to 1677 and encodes 528 amino acids. The transcript has 19 exons. The record is from RefSeq and is a predicted model, not a curated record. Gene Ontology annotation, molecular function: glucose 6-phosphate:phosphate antiporter activity.